This is a messenger RNA of Solea solea (common sole), 6725 nucleotides long. It is a transcript of the gene tgfbrap1, whose product is annotated as transforming growth factor, beta receptor associated protein 1. Gene Ontology annotation, cellular component: membrane; cytoplasm. The record is from RefSeq and is a predicted model, not a curated record. Gene Ontology annotation, biological process: endosomal vesicle fusion; autophagy; intracellular protein transport. Lineage: Eukaryota; Metazoa; Chordata; Actinopteri; Pleuronectiformes; Soleidae. The coding region runs from base 245 to 2878 and encodes 877 amino acids. The transcript has 13 exons.
CAGGCAGCCAGCAGGAGUUCAGUGUGACUGGGCGGUGUUUAAUUCGGCCAAGGAAGGAGCCAACGCUACCAUUCAAGCCAUAAUUUACGCUUGACAGUGCGGUGCCGACCACAACAGCAUGGGUACAGCACUGUGCAGGUGUAACUAUAUGCUGUGCCUGCUGUAGCAGUAAGGCUUACCAGUUAGCGGUGGUCCCGUCUGCUGUCCUGUGCGCUGUCUUCAGCGUGUAGAUGCCUUUGUUGAGAUGAGUGUGAAGGCGUUUGAGCUUGUCCCCGCUGUGGAGCGAGAUCUCCUCAUGGGCGACAAGGCUCGCAUCAACAUCGAGUGCAUUGAAUGUUGUGGGAAGCACUUGUACGUGGGUACCAAUGACUGCUUCAUCCACCACUUCCUGUUGGACGAAGUCACUUCCUCCAAAGGAAAACUGAGUUACUCGGCUCAAAAGCUGCUGCACAAAUACCUGGGCCUCAAGAAACCAGUUGCUGAGCUGCGGGCUGCUUCUGCCUUGGAGCGUCUGAUAGUGCUUUGUGAUGGAAUAGUGUUUCUCAUCGAUAUGGUGACAUUGGAGACUGUGCCUUCAGCGGCAGGGGGUGGAGCCAAGAUCAGAGGUGUGACGGCAUUUUGCAUUAAUGAGAACCCAGUAAAUGGUGAUCCCUUCUGUGUGGAAAUGUGUGUUCUCUCCUCCAAGCGGCGGACAGUGCAGAUUUACAUGGUAUAUGAGGACAGAGUCCAACUGGUCAAAGACGUGAGCACUCCUGAGCAGCCCUGUGCUGUAAGUCUUGAUGGGUACUUCUUGUGCUUGGCCCUUGCUACACAAUACAUGAUCCUGAACUACAACUCUGGAGCCUCCCAAGACCUCUUCCCUUACAACAGUGAAGAGAGGAGGCCCAUUUUAAAGAGGAUUGGCAGGGAGGAGUUCCUCUUAGCAGCACCUGGUGGUCUAGGAAUGUUUGCCAAUGCAGAGGGGGUAUCUCAGCGGGCUCCAGUCAACUGGUCAGAGGGCGUGAUUGGUGCCGCUGUAUGUUUUCCAUAUGUGGUGGCCUUGGAUGAGAACUUCAUCACUAUCCAUAGCAUGUUGGAUCAACAGCUGAAACAGACCCUGUCAUUCAGAGAUGGGCACAUUCUGCAAGACUUUGAAGGGAAGGUAAUACUGGCCUCCACUAAAGCAGUCUAUGUCCUGGUGCCCUUGCCACUGGAGAGACAGAUCCAAGACUUACUGGCCAGUCACAGAGUGGAGGAGGCGCUUACCCUCACAGAGGGAGCACAGAGGAAUAUUCCCAAAGACAAGUUUCAGGUUUUGCACAAAAGAAUCCUUCAGCAGGUGGGUUUCAUACAGUUCAGCCAACUUCAGUUUCAAGAAGCAAGAGAACACUUCAGGAAGGGUCAGCUGGAUGUGCGAGAGCUGAUCUCUCUCUACCCACUCCUGCUGCCAGCUUCCUCUUCAUUCACUCGCUGCCACCCUCCUCUCCAUGAGUUUGCAGAUCUCAACCACCUGGCUCAAGGUGACCAGGAGAAAGUGCUGCUGUACAAGAACUUCCUCAUCAGUUAUUUGGGAGAGGUGCGAAACACAGAGGUGGUGAACGUUUGCAGAGAGGAUGUGGACACAGCGUUGUUAAAACUGUAUGCUGAACAGGAUCACGAGAGCCUUCUAGACCUUCUAGCUUCAGACAACACCUGCCUGCUGACAGACAGCAUCCCGUGGCUAGAAAAAUAUCACAAAUAUUUUGCACUUGGGCUGCUCUAUCAUUAUAAUGGUCAAGACUCAGCAGCACUUCAGUUGUGGAUUCGUUUGGCAGAUGGGGAUCUGCAGGAUUCCACAAGAACUGACCUUUAUGAGUAUAUUGUGGACUUUCUCUCCUCCUGCUCCAAUCUGGACCUUGUAUGGACGUAUGCAGACUGGGCCUUGCUGAAAGACCCCACUAUAGGCAUGCAUAUCUUUACUAAGAGGCCUCUCAGUAAGGAUGUGUCGCAAUUAAACCCUGAUGAUGUCAUCACGUACCUUGGAAAACACAGCCAACCGCUGCUUCUUUACUUGGAAUACCUGGUGCUUGAGAGAAGGAUACAGAAAGAGAAGUUCCACACACACCUGGCUAUGUUGUACCUGGAGAGGGUCUUGUCACUGCAAUCACAGUCACCAACAGAUGAGGUGCAGCUGACCACAGCCAGAGAGAGGCUUCAAGCCCUUCUCAGGGAGUCCAACCUAUACCGUGUACAGUUACUUUUAGAUAAGAUGGAGAACUGUGAACAGCUGCUGCUAGAACGCGCAACACUACAUGGCAAACUGGAGGAGCCUGAGAGAGCUCUGCACAUAUUGGUACACCAGCUCAGAGACUUCCGCUCUGCUGAGGCCUUCUGCUUAUGGGCCUCGUCUUGUCGGGACUCUGCUUACCAACAGCGGCUCUUCCACCUGCUCUUGGGGGUGUAUCUUGAUGGGAGCCACCGUGGACAGUCCCAUGCAGCAGCAGCAGGGGGCAGUGGAGAGCUGGAGAUGGCAGCAGUGGACCUCCUGAACCGUCACGGCGAGGUUUUUGACGCCAUCCGUGUCCUACGGCUACUCCCUGAAAGCUGGUCACUGCAGCUGCUGCGGCCCUUCCUGGGUCGAGCAGUCAGGGCCAGUAUGCAUGCCUGCCGCACUUCCCAAAUUGCUCUGGGGUUAGCUCACUCUGAAAACCUGCAACUGCUACAUGAUCGGUUGAAAGAACGAAAGAAACAAAUCCUGGUGUCUGAAAAGAAGGGAUGCCAUCUGUGCCACAACACCUUCAGUGAGCCUGACGUGGUGUGUCUGCCCGGCGCAGUGCCUGUCCACACUCACUGUGUCGCCCACAGAGUAAGAGACUCGCCCACAAAGAGACUGUUAACUAAUAGCAGUAACCACACGUGAGACACCACCGUUUAAACUGUCACAUGACCUGCGAUGGUUGGAGGCACCAAAAUAAAGCAGGGGCUCGCUGAGAUUGGAUUGGCUGAGGACUGAGGGGGGUUUAAAAAAAAAAAGCACAGACUAACUUUGACAGAGAGGAUCACAAAGAAAGCUGUGAAUGUGUGAGGGAGAAACUGGUGAUUUCAGCUAUUUAUUCCUGUUCUGCAGUUAUGCUUCACUUUAUGCCACAACUUUUAUUGGUAAAAAAAGAAAAAACCUGCCUUUUUAAAAUAACUUAAAUGGAGAGUAAAUCAAAGCUCUUGUUUGCUUGUUCCUUUUGUGUGUGUGUGUGAUGUGUUCCCUUUCUUGUCUUCAUCUCGUUCAGUUUUCAACCUGAGGUUGAGAAACUUCUGGGACUUCAACUAACCAGAAUUAUUACUCUGUCAAGGAUUUUCGAGUAAUAGUUUGGUCCAGAAAAUGUUGAAAAAUGUUAACCAGUUUUUUUCUAACCUCAAAAUGAGGUUUUCAAAUGUCUUGAUUUGUACACAAACCAAAAUUAUUCAGUCUCAAUAAUUUCUUUGUUAUAUGUAGAUGAAAAUAAAACAAAGGACUUGUAUUAAUUAUUAAAUAAUAAACAAACAUUCAAACCAAUUAAAAUUAAUUGUAGAUCUAUUUAGUUAUCGAUCAGUAAUGGAUUCAUCAUCGCAGCUCUUCUUCAGAGCACACAAUAUUUAAAUUAUUUUGCAAAUAUCUUUGAACCAUGUGAAGUAUUACCACCUCAGGUCUGGGCUACUUAACUUUAAUUGAUUUUUAUUAGGGUAAGGGUUACUGUGAAAAACUUAUCAGUGCUGAUAAAUGAAGAGAGUUCAGAGGUGGUUUCAGUGCUGUCGUUUAUAAAACUCACGCAAAUUAAAUGACUGGUCAUGUCAGACAUUUUCUGUAAUUUUAUAGUAAUUGAGUGAAUAAAAUGAGAGGCAUCUUCACUGUCCAGCUGGUGUCUGCUACCCCUCUGUGGGCUGUGCAGGUACUGCAGGUGGUACAUUAAAAAUGAAUAGUCAUUUUCAGUUUUGUAAUUAGGAAAGAAGUAAUCAUUAACUAUUCUGAAUCAAUUAAAAAAGCUAACAUGAAGUCAUAUAUAUGUAUUAAAUGACUUGCAUUAUACAAAAUGUUGAUGGGCAAUAGUUUUCACGUGGGAAAAGGACAGCAUGUGUGUGUUGAUUGGAGUUGAGAUUAAAGGUGUUGGUCACAUGAGAUUUGUAGAACUUUCGAUUAGUGUUCUUUGGUUUAGGAAUGGCUGAUACAGAUAAAGAUGAAUCGCUUGCAGCUUCUGUCAGCACUGGACAAAUCUUAGCCCCAGUCAAAAUGGACCGGUGUAAACUAAAAUCCAAUUUUUAUUUAUCGUUAAUUGGCUUGAAACAGGUGAACAAAUCUUGUGAAAUCAGUACUUGCAAGAACAGGAGGUCAUUUUUCAAAUUGUUUACCACUUUCAUAAUAAUAUACUUAAUUUUGUUCAAGCUGUAAAAACAUAUGUGUCCACAAGAUGGCAGUAAUGUAUAAAACAUAUACGGUGAACAGCAGGUGCAGCAAGGGAAUGAAAUUAUGAUAUUCUUCACUAUUAUUCUACUGGAGUCACAGGAAGAAACAACUAUUAUCUUUUUGGGACAAAACUAUUCAUCCUGUUACCACACUGGUGUUUAAUAAGCUGUCUCUAGAGGUGUGCUAUUGAAAUACUUAAAAUGAUAAUUCAAUUAUAAACUGACAUCCAGUGACACGCUGUACAGAAUUGGUAUGUGUAUGAGAAUGCAUGGCUGACGCUUUCCUACAGAAAGUAAUGAAUGAGACAGUGAAAAGACGAAACCUUUAUCAUCCAUGACUUUGAUGGCCCGAGAACAUACGGCUUGAUACAUCUCUGCUUUCGUAACUGCAUCCCUCAGAGUGCUGAAGUUAUGGCUUUAACCUUUUAAUCCUGACACCUCUCAGAAAACGGAAGUCGGCCCUGUUCCAUCAUAAUGAAGCCCUAAAAUUCUUUACAGACUUGUCAUCACAAAGCACCACUUUGUCCUUUAGUGCUAUCCUAACGUUGUGUACGUGUCAGAUCGCUGUAAAGUGCAGCUUCGGUCCUCGUAAACGUUUCGCCUGCACAGGUGCAUAAUGUGUUCGUCUUGCAAAAUUGUCAGAGCAGUCAAAUUCAGGGACGUGUUUCCAAAAAAAAACAAUCCUGAUGGACGUGAUGCAUAGCUUAAAAAAUGGCUUAACCAUAUCAAACUGCUUCACUUUGAAAAACUGUCUCGUCCAAAGUGAUGGAAAGAAGCAUGAAGUUCAUCACAGAGGAGCGAAAGAAAACCCUUAACAUGGUUCAUUUAAAGCUGCUUCACUGUUAAAAUCAGUGUGAAUUCAUGUAUACGUUCCACAAAUGUAACACCUGUCUGUCUGUCUGUCCAAAGAUGCUCGGCCUGAUUUACACUAAAAUAAAGAAACAUUGUCACUUUUACUCCUCCACAACAAACCUGUACAUGCUGUACAACUACGGCUGCAACAAAUGAUUAUUUUCAUAAUCAAGUUUUGAUUUUUGUUUUUGUUAUAUGAAGCAAAGUAACUAGAAAAUAUUAACGUUUAAGAAGCUGAAAAAUCAUACGAUUUUCAAACAUUAUUUGUUUAUCAAAAUAGUUGUCGAUUUAUUUAGUAAUCAAUUAAUAAUUGGUUAAUUUGUGUGCAGCCUUACAUACAACAAACCCUUGACAAGAUGUUCAUCCAAAUUAGGGAUGCAACUGAUGAUAAUGUUCAUAAUCGAUUAAUCUGUCGAUUUGUUAUUUUCGAGUAGUGUCAGAAAAUGUUGAAAAUUAUGUUUUCUAGAGCUGAAACACGAUUAAUCGAUUAUUAAUAGAUUACUACUAUACAACUAUUUUUAAUCGGUUUUGAAGCUAAGAUUUCUUAUUGUUUCAGCUUCUUAAAUGUGAAUAUGUUCUAGUUUAUUUGCUCCAUAUAACAAUCAUAACUGAAUAAUUUUGAUUUGUGGACAAAACAAGACAUUAGAGAACAGCAUCAUUUCCUGGUUUGACAAAUACUGAUUUUUAACGUUUUCUGAUAUUUUAUGGACCAAACCAUUACUCAAUUUAAUCGAGAAAAUAAUUGACAGAUUAAUCAAUUCUGAAAAUAAUCGUGAGUUGCAGCCCUAAUGUUUUCAAAUGUCUUGUUUUGUCCACAAACCAAAAUGAUUCAGAUUUAAUGAUUUCUUUGUUACAUGGAGCAAAGAAAAUAUUCAUAUUUAAGAAGCUGAUGAAUCAGAAAUGAAAUUAGUUUUUCAAAAGAUCUGAAGAUUCCUCAAUCAAGCCUCCAAGGACAAACUUAUUUUUCAGAGAGAAAAAGUCUUUGGAGUGCUUCCAGAUGUUGCUCAGUUGAAUGUGUCUGUUACACCGACCAAAGCACAUCUUUGUUGUGGGUUAUGCUCAUUUCUCUGGUGCCUGUGCCGUCGAUGCUCGCGUUUUGUGGCUGUAAACCAUUUCUGCAGGGGACUGUGUGCAAACAUGGACAUCUGAAUAUUGUAGAUGCAGUCAAGUGUUUUGCUUUCCAUGACUGAAAUCCACAGCUUCUGCAGUGUUUUUCUGUCCUAACAACGUGUUAGUGUGCAUAACUAGAGUAAAAGUCCUCCUAAAAAUGACUAAUAUUAAUAAUUGUAAAGAAAAAAGUAAAAGAUAUAGUACAGUUCUGUGGGGAGAAAACAAAUGUAUUUUAUAAAUAUAUGUAUACUGGUGUGUAUAUACUGCAUUUGUACUUGGUUUGUUGCUUUCCUAAUGAAUGCCAAUGUGGAUGUGUACAAACAGUACCUCUGUCCACUUUUAAUAAACGGGAAACUAAACUGAACUAUAAA